AUGUCAAUAGCAGCGUUCCAAGAGAUACGAUGGACUGGCACUGGACAAAUAAGGAUCGGGGAGUACAUAAUAUACUACAAGGGAAUGAAAGAUAAACAUCACUUCGGUACAGGCAUUGCAUUACAUAGAGAAUAUGAAUCACGGGUUGCUAAAUUUAAUCCAAUAUCUGAGCGGGUUAGUUCAAUAAGAAUUAAAAUGGCGCCCAUAGAUCUUUUCAUAAAAAAUAUACAUGCUCCAAUGGAAAACAGCGAAGAAGACGUUAAGGAGUCCAUCUAUGACGAAUUAGCAAGAAUAUAUGACAAUAUACCUGGGAACACGGUUAAGAUAAUAAUAGGGGAUGCUAAUUCUAAGAUAGGAAAAGAAGCAUACUUUGUACCAACAAUUGGACUCGAAAGUGCUCAUGACUUAAGCAAUGAUAACGGAGGAAGACUAAUAUCAUUUGCGGUUUCUAGAAAUAUGAUCAUUAGUAAUGCCACUUUUCCCCAUAAAAGAAUACAUGAACUGACUUGGAAUGCACCAGUUGGACUGACGAAAAAUCAAAUAAACCACCUCCUCAUAUACAGAAGGUUUAGAUCUAGCAUAACAGAUGUAAGGAGUUACAGAGGAGCCGACUGUGACUCUGAUCAUCUUCUAGUUAUUGCAAAAUGUCAGGUAAAAUUGCAAAGAAUGCGAAUACAAGGUACCCAAAUGCCCAAGUUUGAUAUAGAGCAGCUAAAAUGCGACGUAGGAAGGAAGAAGUACACUGAAGAAAUUAAAAAAGAGUUAAAUACAAAUAUGCCAAAUGAUGGACGUCAAUGGGAGACAAUUAGGAAUACAAUUAUUAAAGCAGCAAAAAAGACAAAAGAAGGGGAGAGGCCCGGCAAAGCUACCUUAGGUCAAACACACCAGAAGCAAAAGAACUCUUUAAACAAGAACGCAGAUUAUGGUAAGGUGCGAAAUUUUUUCGCGAGAAUUAGGAAGUAUAAAAAAUAUAACCCUACGUUGAAAGCCGUCAAGAGUGUAGAUAGAAGGUUAUUGAUGGAACCCGAUAAAAAAAUAGGUAUGUGGAUGAAAUACUUUAAAGAGCUGCUUAAUGGGGAAGUACCAGGGAAUCCAGUGCCUAGAUGGGAAGAGCAAAGACCUGAACCGGAAGUAUGUGAAAUUAAUUUAAAUGAAACCAAGAUGGCAAUAAAUAGUCUCAAAAACUGGAAGGCACUUGGCACUGAUGGUAUUCCGACUGAACUACUGAAAUACGGAGGCGAUGAACUGCAUAAAAAUAUCCUCGAACUGUGCUUGACUAUAUGGAAAGAAGAAAAGCUUCCGGAGGAUUGGAACAAAGCUAUUAUUAUCCCAUUACAUAAGAAAGGAGACAAAUUAGAGUGUAACAGCAGGAAUUGUCCUACUAAAUACAGUAUAUAA
Molecule: messenger RNA, 1398 nt
Organism: Sipha flava (yellow sugarcane aphid)
Lineage: Eukaryota; Metazoa; Arthropoda; Insecta; Hemiptera; Aphididae
Exons: 3
Coding region: 1-1398 (465 amino acids)
Source: RefSeq, a predicted model, not a curated record